AUGUCUUCUCAAGACUCCACUCCUUCAACAAUCCAUAUUCUUCCAACACCAUCAUCAUCAUUGGAAACAAACACGAUGAACCAUUCAUCAUCUUCAAAUUUAAGACCUGAUUCAAAGCCUUUCCAACCAUCCUCCCAAAAACAACGAUCUUCUUUUAAAAAGCACACACCCAAGCAUGAGCCUAUUCAUUCCGAUGAACAACCACAGCUGCCAUUAACCAAUGAUAACAACAACAAUGAAUCUUCAUCAUUAUCUCGCAAUAAUAAUAAUCAUCAAAGACCACCUCGAAGUUCGAGAGGAGGUUUCUCUCAAAAGUAUGUGAAAAAGGUUGUACCACAAGAGACUCUUCCAUCGUGCACCAUCCAUAAUGAUGAUACGACUUCUACAGACAAGAGUACUCUUGAUAAUACUCAACAAGCAAAAUCUUCAUCACAAAAGAGAAGUUCCUCCCAAAAACAACGACCUUUCUCUCAGAGUACUCUUGCCACUUCGCAAGAGGUUCCUACUGCUCCUUCUCACGAAGAGGAUCAUCAUACAGAACAAUAUUCAUCGCACCACAAGUCUAAAACAUCUAAAUUCAAACAGAAAAUUUCUCAACCAGCAGUGAAAACCAAUGAACCAGUCACUUCACAUAAAAAAGAAUCAAAACAUGAGAGAAAAGGUCAAAAGGCAUUCAAUCCAAAAAAAGGUGCUCCCCAACAACCACAACAACAACAACCAUCACAACCAUUGGAUGCAUCAUCCAUGACCUUGCAGAAUACUACCCCUGUAUCAACAACACCCUCUUCGGAACACCAACACCAACAACAACAACACCAACAACGUAGAAAAAAGAAAUUUCAAAAUCAUCCUUCCUCUCAAAAUCAAGAUGAGGAAGAUGAAAUGUUUUGGUCUCACUCCUAUGAUCGUGAACAAUUGAAAAAGAGAAACUUUACCAUGAAAGGGGUUGAUGCAUUUUCUUCGCUUCCUUCGUCUUCUUCCAUCCGUGAAUCUUCCAAUCGUUCCUUUAAAAAAUUGAAAAAUCGAACUCUCUCCGAUGAACAAGUCUCUGCACUCUCUCUUCACGAUCGUUUAAUUUAUGAAUUAACAAAACAAACCUAUACAUGUCUGAUUUGUAGAGAUACUAUUGCAAGACAUCAUGCCACAUGGUAUUGUCAAGAUUGUUUUGGAGUUUUUCAUUUGAAUUGUGUUCAAAGAUGGGUCAAGGAAAAGAUUGAAGAUGAAGAUCGAACGUAUUGGAAAUGUCCUGCAUGUCAAUCUUCUCUCAUUUCAGCCAUUCCCACAGAGUACAAGUGUUUUUGUGGAAAGAUGACCAAUCCUAAAGCUUCAAAUUUGGAAAUUAUUCCACACUCGUGCGGUGAAAUUUGUGGUAAAAUUCACAAACCAUGUUCUCAUCCAUGCACAGAGUUGUGUCAUCCAGGUCCAUGUCAUGAAUGUCAAUUACAACGAGAUUUAACAUGUCAUUGUGGAAAGGAACAUUAUUAUCGUGUAAAGUGUAAUGAUCCAAAAUUCGCAAAUGGAAUCUCGUGUGGAAAAGUCUGUGGUCGAUUAUUGUCAUGUCAAAAACAUUAUUGUCCCAAAGUGUGUCAUGAAGGUGAAUGUGAGCCAUGUCAUAAUUUAAUUACAGCUCAAUGUUACUGUGGAAAGACACUUGUACAGGAUGCACCUUGCCAUGUUUAUUCUCAUCUCAAUGCAGAUAUUUCUCAUCGACAUUUUAAUCGAUUUGAUAUUUUGAAGAGAACAGCAGAAAAUGAUUUGAAUUCUCGUAUUGAAAGUGUUUGGAACAAUAACACUUCAAAGAACACGGAUCUAGUAGUAGUACAACAAGGUUUGCCCUCACAAGAAACUCAUGCAUUGCACUUACUUGACAAUGAUCUUGUUUAUCGAACAUUUAGUUGUAAACAAGUAUGUAAGCACAAAUUACCGUGUGGACAACAUGAGUGUGAUCGUCCAUGUCAUUACGGUCGAUGUAUUGGACAUAAACGAUCGGAAUGGAAUGUUAAACCCACCUCUACUAUGAAUCAAAGCUCCUCCGAAGAUGAUGAAGAGGGUAUUGAUGAAUAUAUUAAGAGAAUGGGAUGUUAUCAACAAUGUAGAAAGACAUUGAAAUGUGGUCAUUUGUGUACUUUGAAAUGUCAUCCAAAUCGAUCAGAAUGUAUGAAAUGUAAUAAUCUAGUCGAUUGGUAUUGUAAAUGUGGUAGAAAGUAUGAAAAGAGACCAUGUUCAGGCAGUACAGUAUCUGCACAAGAUUUAUUUUUAGAGUGUGAUGAUGAAUGUAGAAAAUUAUUACGUAUCAAACAAUUAGCAGAUGCAUUCAAGGUAGAUUAUGAGAAAUUUGAAUUACCUCAAUACUCUCAAGAAUUGAUUGAUUUUGGUACAAGAUAUCUACACGUCAUUAAGAAUUGGGAAUUUGAAUUUGAUAGUUUACUCGUCAGUGAUGUGAAAGGAGCUUGUAAACAAUUUGCACCCAUGAAAAGAGAUCGAAGAGCAUUAUUGCAUGAAUUGAGUGAACAUUACAAAUUUACGAGUGUAUCUGUCGAUGCAGAGCCAUUUCGAUCGGUCAUUGUUACCAAAACUCAACAAUCGAAACGACCAUCCAUUGUAUUGUCAGAUGUGAUUAGCGAUCCUGAAAAGUUACGAAAAUUGAAAGAAAAAAUGGAAGAACAAGCUGAAAAGGAAAGACGAGAAGAGAUGAAACGUUUGAAAAAGAAGGAAUCUGAAUGGAUGGAUGCACAACAACAACAACAACAACAGGAAUUGGAAGAUCACGAGCAAGGAAGUACUAGUUUGACAUUGGAUUCAAUGAGCUGCAAAUGGAACAUUGGUGAUCGCAAUGCUUCAGAGGUGUUAGCGCAAGAGUCGUUCAGUGAAAAUGACUCUUCUUUCGAUCCCUAUUCGUUUACCUCAAUUCAAGCUGCCAUGAGUGGAAGAAGAAGAGGAAGGACGAACACGGGUGGUGUCAGUUCAGACAGCACUGCUAACUUGGCAGGCAAUGUUGGUGUGAUGGAUAACUCCUUCAGCGCAUUAUUGGAGCACGAUGAGCAUGAUAGUCAUCAAGACAUCAAGGCAUCUCUUUCCAAUGCAACAACAAAUGAAGUAAUGUGGAAGGAAGAGGAUGAAGAUGACACCAAUGUAAAGAGCAUUGAUCUUUAG
Messenger RNA from Naegleria lovaniensis, 3153 nucleotides. RefSeq lists its product as uncharacterized. Gene Ontology annotation, molecular function: RNA polymerase II transcription regulatory region sequence-specific DNA binding; zinc ion binding; DNA-binding transcription factor activity, RNA polymerase II-specific. Gene Ontology annotation, biological process: regulation of DNA-templated transcription. The transcript has a single exon. NCBI's taxonomy places the organism in Eukaryota, Heterolobosea, Eutetramitea, Acrasida, Naegleriidae. The record is from RefSeq and is a predicted model, not a curated record. Bases 1 to 3153 code for a protein of 1050 amino acids. Gene Ontology annotation, cellular component: nucleus.